Molecule: messenger RNA, 1758 nt
Organism: Owenia fusiformis
Lineage: Eukaryota; Metazoa; Annelida; Polychaeta; Sabellida; Oweniidae
Source: the annotation of a GenBank genome assembly
AAUUUGCUCCUGAAGACGUAAUGUCCAUUUCUUCUGGAUUAAUCCGGAAAUUCCUUUAGAUUUGUCAUUUUAAAAUGAGAUUUUAUUUUUUGUGAAAAAUUUAAAGUUGAUUUUAUGCUCGCACCCCUUCAGUUGCCAUUGACCCAUUCAAAGUUCAAGAUGGCGGAGGAGAUCCCAGUUUUUCCGAAUGUUGGUUCUAUUUUGAUAAAUACGGGUAAUAUAGUCAACUGGAAUCGGCUAAAGCGUAAACCCAGUCGUCAAUCUAAGGAUGAGCUUGUAGAAUGCCUGAAUGUCAGUAUAUCAGAUUGGAUUGUUGGUAUAGACAAAACAGAAGCCCAGUAUAUGAAUGACCUGGAAAUAAUCAGCAAAAGAGUGGAAGCAGAGAAACUCACACCAGAAGAAAGAGAACAGCUAAAAAUUACAGUAAAAAUCUUCAUGGGGAGUUUAGAUCCUACCGCCCUGUCAGAUGCUGUUUCUAGAGCUAUGUCAGACCUCGGAACUACAUUUAUAGAAACAGUCCUUGUAUCAUUCCCUGAGAAACUAGGGGAGGAUCUAGAGAGUAUAAAGCCAUUGUGGAACAGAUUGGAGGACUUCCAUGCAGAUGAUACAGUGUAUGGUAUUGGGGUGUGUGAUAUGAGCAAGGACCUAUUAGAGCAACUCUAUGAUUGGGCUAAGGUGAAACCAUGUAUAAAUCAAGUGAAUUUGGAAUCAUGCUGUGUCAUGCCCCCAGAACUAACAGAAUAUGCCAAAGAAAAUGAUGUGCAACUUCUAACACACAAUGACCCUAGAGAGAUCCUCUCCAUAGAGACACUCCAGGACGUCAUUCGAGGUCAGACCACUGAAGAUGACGCCCAGUUGUGGCAGCCAUCUUGGGUGCUUCGGUACUCCGCAAUGGUGAAAUGUAGGGGUAUCAUCAAAACCAAAGGCUAUAUAACAAAAGCAACCAGAGAUAUCAAGAAAAAGAAACUUUAGAACCAGAUUCUUGCUGUAAAUAUUAGCCUCGAUGAAGCCGAAUCAAAAAAUCAUGAAAGGAUAUUUGUAAAAAUUUUAUUUGUAUAUAUUAUUAGGAAACAUAUAAGCAGAUGGGUUAGGAUUGUACAGUUUAUAGUAGCAGUGUAAAUAAACAAAGAUAAUCAGGGUGAAGGAGAAUCAGUGAGAAUAUGUCUCUGUAUCAAAAUGUGCAGUAUUGUUUUACCCUUGUUUGUUAGAUUGCUUGUUUGUUUGUUGAAUGUACUUUGUUUUGUUCUUACAAAUUUCAGAUGCUACAUUUGAUAUGAUUUAUGAUACAAAAAAUGCUUGUUAAUACAAAAAUGUAAAUUUUUCUCAAGGGAUAAAUUAUAUCCUAUUAUGUAAUGGUCUGUUCCAUACAUAUGAUUUAAUAAAUGUGCCAGUAUAAAAUUCUUGGCCAAUUAUGAUACUACAGAAUCAUACCUGCAAUUUGAUGUUAAAGAGUACACUUGAUAGUAUAUGAGGGUCAGAACUUUGUGUAAAUCUCUCUAUAUACACUUGUAAUUUGUCUAAUAAUUAAUUAAAAAUGUCUUACAUUAAUUUUAAAUUGGAUGCAUGAUAUCCACUUAAUCAUAAAUUGAUCUAUCAUAUGCUGGUAUAUACUGGUGUAUCUAAUGGUUAAAAUUUUAUAUGGAGCUUUCUGAAAUGGCAGUUUAUUAUUAUGUACAUAGUCUUACUAUAUCACUGUCAUAUUCCUCACUCUCUGAUUGGUAAAUCCUACAUGUGGCUAAAAAAUAACAAGCGAUAAAA